Messenger RNA from Biomphalaria glabrata, 6920 nucleotides. RefSeq lists its product as uncharacterized. The record is from RefSeq and is a predicted model, not a curated record. The coding region runs from base 206 to 5104 and encodes 1632 amino acids. Lineage: Eukaryota; Metazoa; Mollusca; Gastropoda; Planorbidae. The transcript is spliced from 26 exons. Gene Ontology annotation, cellular component: nucleus.
CAAAUUUGGCAAGGUCAAAGUUUUGUGUUCAACCACUAAAUUUAUGAGAGGGUUCGGCCAUUUUAUCAAUGUUUUGCUGCUUCAAGUCUAAGCUAUUGAGAUAUAUUAAAUUUGAUGUUAAAAAACAACAACAAGCAGGAGUUAAUCAUUAUACAAGUUUUCAGAGGAUAAUUUCAGUUAUGUGAGAUUUUGAAGAGUCUUUUCCAUGGCAGAAAAUAAUCAAUACAGAAAAAGUAGUUGCCAUAACAUGUCUCAUAGUAGUAUGAACAACGCCAACAAUGAAGUAUCAGCUAGCAGUUCAACCUCAGAAAUGCAAUCAUCUAGUCUGUUGUCUGUCAACCAUGGGGAUAGUGCAUUAAUGAUUCCACUGAGUGCUGAGAACUUGGACACACUUCGUGCUAGCGGUAUUCAGUUUUCUUCAUCUGGUUUAAGUGUUGGCAGCAGUAGUGUAAAUUUAGAGGAAAAUAGCAGUGCAGUUACAGGCAGUGGUAGUUUCAAUCUUAGUUUUGGCAAUGUGAAUAUGAUCCUGAAUAAUGGGGUGGAUGCGAGUGAUUCAGGUGUUAUCUUGGAGGCAGUAAGUCUCAAUGAACACAACCAACACCACCACCAUCAGCAGCACUUGCAACUUCAACAGCAUCACCAACAAAGUAUCCAGACCUCCAAUCAAUCAGCUGGCAGCAAUGGAAGAAACAUGUUGCAUUCCAAUGAAAUCAACUCUAAUAACAUCAUGGACAGCCAGUCUUUAGGCAAUGGGCAUGUGUUGAAUUUGAACAACAGCGAAGGUAUUCAUAUUUGUGAUGUUAGCAACUCUGCUAGUGGUCUCAUUCAAGCCUUAGGUGCUGCAGUGAGCAGGGCAGUGGCCAAUAGUAACUUGUCCAGCCUUUUCUCUACCUCAAUGAACCUACCUUUAACAAUGAAUCAAAAUGGCAAUGAAAUAAUUACCUUCAACACAGUUUCUCCGAACACCACACCGAAUCAACAGCACCAGCUACUUUUAAACCAAAUCAACGCUAACAGCCUGCUCAACGCGCUGCCUUCUACUAACCUGCUCUCCAGUUCAAGUGCUGUUGAAUCUAGCUCUCACAGCCUGAUGUCAAGAGGAGGAAGGAAUUCAAUGACACAAUCUUCAGGCAUUGGAAAUAGCUCUUUGGUGACUGUUACCAUUGACCAACAACAGCAACAGCAGCAGCAACAUUUGUGGGUGCAACCUGACCAGAGCAGUUUUCUGCCAUCAACUAUCAACUUGGCAUCUCAAGGACUCUCAUUGCAAGGGGCCAUUACUCUGCAGAGUCCAACUAGCUCCCAAGACAACUCAAUUCAAGUUCAGGAACUGCAACACUCUCAAAUUAAUGGAAAUCACUUUCAGGACCUGAGAUCUCAGUUCCCUGGUGUUUUUCAAGUAUCUCAACAAGGGAACAGAAAUGAUACUUAUCAGGGAGUUGCUCAUUCCACAUUUGGGCAGGCUAUCAACUCUCAAGAUUAUCGCAAUCUUGGUGAAGACAGCGAAGCCACACCAUCGUACUCUGGAUCACAACAUCUCUCAAAUGAGGUGACUGUGAAUACAGCCAGCCAGCUUGUUAGUGCUCCUGUGGUGGACAGCAGUACUCUUCAGCAGGGUUAUCAGCUUGUGUUUGAUGCAGAGAAUCGAGUAAUAACUGUGCAGAGAGUUAUGUCCCCAUCUGACUGUACUGUUAGCCAAUCAUCUCUAAGCUUUGAGAAUUCAGAAGCCCAGGCUAGUAUGUUACCAAUAGGAUCUCAAUCAGGGCAGGCAUUCACUAUGGUCCAUGUGAACUCAGUACAGAAUCCCUUUGGGCCAGGAAGUAGUGCUAAUGAAGUCAGUACAACCUCGAUGGUCAGAAGUAUACUAGGAACUCAUGACCAAGGAAGUAACAUGGCAGGCAGUUCCAUAGAUGAUGGGAUGGCCUCAUCUUCCUACAGUCAUAGCGAGAUUGCUUUACCCAAGAUUGAGAUCAAAUCAGACUUUGAAGAGGCAACAGAAUGUGAUACCACACAAGAAGAUGACUACCAGCACACCAGAAGUCCAAACUACAUGGACACAUCAUCCAACAACAUUGAUGAGGAGCAGUCUUUGGACUCGACCACUUUACACUCCACAAUGCAAGCAGCUGCCAGCUCUGAAGAGGUGAUGGGCCAUGCACUGAAUAGCAGUGAUCUUGACUCUAUGCAGCCUGUGGCUAUGUCCCAAGACUCUGGCCAAGAAUUAAUGCCUGGGCCAAGUGGUUUGCAACAAUUUGUUAGCAGUGAGACACCCAAAGUGGACUCGGUGAGACAGUCAGCCAGGGUUGUUGGGUGUUUGCGUAAAAGUAAAAGACUUGAAAAAGUGAAACUUGAGCCUAAAGCAAGCCAGAGAAAAAAAGAUUACAAGUCUCAGCCUUACUCUGUGCAAUGUCUAUGGUGUGAAGAUUGCAUGCAGAUUUAUGAGAAUGGAUGUCCUACUCACAAAGUUGCUAUCAUACAAGAUAGAGUGGUGUUGACCAGGGCAUAUGCCAGUUUGCCUAACCAGUUACAGAUAAUUAAAAUAAACGAUUCUCAGCCAGGCGAUACAGAACCAGCAGAUCAUGGUGUUCAAGCCAAGCGACAGAUUGCCAAAUACACACAGUUUGGGCCUUUAGUGGCAGAUCUUGUUGACUCCAUUGACCAAGUUACCAGAAAGUCAUUUCCCCUAAAGCUAGAGUUGCCUGAUGGAAGUUUCAAAUAUUUAGAUUGUGUUGAUGAAGACAAGUGCAACUGGAUGAUGUUUGUAAGACCAGCCAAGACAUUUGCUGAACAAAACUUGGUGGCCUAUCAGUAUAAAGAUGGUAUCUACUUCUCUGUCACAAAACAAAUUGAGAGCAAGCAAGAGCUGAAGGUGUGGUAUGCUGCCCACUAUGCUGGUCAUUUGGGAGUAAAAACUCUGGAACUUACUGAGGAGGAUAUGAGAGCUCUAGAUGAAGCAGAUGCCAAGUUUGGCUGCUUUGAGUGCAGUCGCAAGUUCAUGUCUUCUGCUGCCCUGCAGCAACAUCUCAGCACUCAUGAUGCAGAAGACAUGAGGGAUCUAGAUGAAGAUGGUGAUCACGAUGGGGAUUUUUUUACUGGAUCUGAGGAUGGUGUCAAAGGAAGGUUGAAAACAAAACGUGCAGGGCGCAGAGCCAUCAGAAAUAAGCGUUUGGGAGACAGCUAUCAGUGGAAGAAAAAGAAAUCAACCACAAUUUAUCUGAGUAAGACCUUGAAACGAUACAAAAGAAGACAAUGUUCUGAGAAGACUCUUCUGACUGUGAAAGGCAUGUACAAGCAUCAAGGCAAAGUGUCUGGAGGUAGUGAGUGGAUGUGUACUCACUGUGACCUGACCUUUGAUAACUCCUCUCUCCUCAACUUGCACACUCUGACGCAUGCAGCAGAAGACCUGGGGAUGGAGGAGUUUAAGAAACUGGCAGCAGAACAAGGAACGGAGACUGGUGUCAAUGUAUCUGAUGGAACUGGUGAUCAGGAUAAUGCUUCAGGGCUGGCCAAUAUCAUGGCAUUAAAUGGGAUUUUGCUGGCAUGUCCAGAGUGCAAUAAAGUGUUUGAUGACCAUAAAAGUCUGAUGAACCAUGUAGCUAUGCAUGCUCAGCCUACAAAAAACAGCAGGCCUUUUAACUGCACCAAAUGUUCCAAACGUUUUUCAACUCAAGAGAAACUCAUCAAACACCAGAUGGUUCAUGGAGAUGAGUCAGAAAAACCCUUGCAGUGUACUGUCUGUUUAAAACGUGUGAUGAACAACUCUGCCAUGGCCUGCCACAUGAAGAUCCACAGUGAGAAAAAGUAUUAUGAUUGCCCCUUGUGUAAUGAGGACUUUGAUAUGGUGUCCAGCCUUAGGGACCAUGCUCUGAAACACAUGGAUGAGCAGGGGCACUACCCUUGCAAGUCUUGUCCAAAAGUCUUUGAUGAUUUCACUGUCCUGAAGAAGCAUACCAAGGGGUUUCACUCUGACAAAAUGCUAGAAUGUCCAGAAUGCUCUAAGCCAUUUCCUAGACUAGACAAACUGCGACUCCACAUGCUCAGGCACACAAGCCACAGAGAGUUCAUGUGUGAAACAUGUGGACGUCAAUUUAAGCGUAAAGACAAGCUGAAGGAACACACCAGGAGGAUGCAUUCAAAGGAAAGGGUGGAACAGCAGCUGUUUGCCAGGCAACACAACAUGAAACACAGUACCAAGUUUACACCUAAGGUGCUUCCUUCAGAAUGGCACCGGUUCAUUUAUAAGUGUCACAGCUGCCUGUUGGGCUUCAAACGAAGAGGCAUGCUUGUUAACCACUUAGCCAAGAGGCACCCAGAAAUUAAGCCAGAAAAUGUUCCAGAGUUGAACCUGCCCAUCCUUAAAACCCAGAAAGAUUUUUAUUGUCAGUAUUGUGAUAAGAUUUACAAGUCAUCCUCCAAACGUAAAACACACAUCCAAAAGAAUCACCCAGGGUUACCAAUACCCCCCUCAGCCAGGAAAAAGCUGGAGACAGCCACCCCCACCUUCUCCCACACUGUGAGCAGUGUAACCACAAUGCCCCAUGGUUGUAAGUUCUGUCAUAAACAAUAUGCCAGCAAAGCUAAACUUUUGCAGCACCAACGUAAAUUACAUCCAGAUUUUGUUGAACCUGUGCAUGAAAGAAAGAAAAUUAAAAAAUCUCAUCCUGAUUUUCUUAUCACAGUUGCAGAUCCUAAUCAAGGCAUGGAGAGAUAUGAAGGUGUUCCUAUUACAGUAGUCUCCCAGGGAGACUCUGUGAAUGGAGCUGACCUCCUGACCCAAGCCAUGAGUGAACUACAGAGCUACACUACAGACUUUAUCAAUAGUUCUAGACUAACAACAGGCUGCACACCAACAAUGGUUCAUAUACAGUCCAAUGGACAGCUACAGCCAACCACUAUUGAUAUCAACCAACUUAACCUACAACUGCACUCACUCACCUCACAGAAUGGAGGGGUGGCUACUGUUCUGACACAACCCACUCAACCAACCAGCCCCACACAGCUGGUGACAGUGGUGGCACCCAAUGGCUCGCAGACAUUGAACUUGAGCAAUGCCCAGUUUAUAACAAAAGCUUGGACUAGUGGGUUUCCGUCCACUUUUCGCUGAUCUCUUGUCUCUCUAGUCUGAUAUUGAACAUAGGUACUUCAGUGUUUCAAACUUUUGCUAUAAUUUAUAGUAUACUUUGAGUUUCAAGAUGAAGGAAUGACUAAUAGGACAUGAAAAAAAAAAAAACAGUAUUAACUUAAAUGAUGCUAGCCUCUGAGUUGCUAAGAUACUCAACAAUUGCGGCACAUUUUAAGUAUUUCAUAUGACCUUCACAAAGAUGUAAAUAUGAGAUGUCAUGAGAUUGUCAAGCUAUUAUCACUAGCCUUACCAGACUACUCAUAGGGUUACAAGUCUUGCAUAAAUAAUUGUACUAUGCAACCAAAUGGUCAUGAACUAAAAACUGUUAGACUUCAGGGUAAACUAGUGGAGGAAAAGAAACUCAAAAGUCAAGAUCUACUGAACAGAACUCAUGUCUGGUUUAUAUUAGUCUUGAUGAGUUUUAGUGAUGCUUCUAGGAUGGACUUUUCCUAAUUUGAUGAGGUUUCAAAGAUGCACUCAGCAUUUCAACUACACAAUCAGACUUUGUGUUUACAUACCAUUUAUAAUGUACUAAAGAACUGAAUGAGUGAACUCUUUCUAAUCCAAGUUUCCUGAACAAAGUGUUGUAGACUAGUUUUUAUCCACUUGUGCUGUGAUAUGCAUUGUUUGUUCACCUAUAGCUUCCAUAUGAAUAAAAGAGCAGGAAAAGCUUUAAACAUAUCUUGCAUGUGCCCUGCAGCUUCAAUGCGAUACUCAUUAAUAUUGUGAUAGGGACAUUUUUAUGAAUAUACAUUUCAGCUAGUCACAAAAACUUACUUUUUUUUCUUCAUAAUAUACUCUUAGUGGAAAUGACAUGCAGUUACCUACUAUUGUUUCAGUUACAUCCCCUGUGAUUGUGAACUAAUGAAAUUUUUCUUUAAGUGCCUUUUGUAUGAAAUCAAAACACUGCCAUUUUGUAUAUAAUAUAUAUAUUUGUAUUAGAGUAGCUUUGUUUUAUUGUCAUGUUUUUUUUUUGUUUGCUUGUUCUUUACUAAUGUAUUGAAGUGUUAUAAACAUCAAAUCCACAAGAUUGUGCAAUAUACUUUUAUUUUAUUUAACUUAUAUUUCAUUAUGAUCACCAGAUGCUCUGUUUGAUGUAUGCUUCCUUCCUCAUACAAUGCAGCAGGUUUGAAGAGAAUACAUAAAAUCAAUGAUAUUAUUGAUUCAGAGUUAUGUUAAGACUUUUUUUUGUGUUAUGAUUUUGUCAUGCAAGUCCAGUGGUUGUCAUGGCUGACGUCUCAUUUUUUGGGUUACUAUUGAAUUAUCGAUAUUUGGAUGGUCUUGCAUUUGAAUUAACUUGGUAAGUUCUACAGCUAAUCCUAAGAAGAUUUUGGCUUGUUACUUGUUCUCCAAGUUGUACUCUUGAAAAAUUCAUCUAACCCUUAUUUUAAACUUUUAAAAAGUAGGGAAAGUGCAUUAUUAUGUCUAUGUUAGACCUUUACCUCAUUGAAGACAUGAUCAUUCAAAAUUUGUUACUUUCUCUAAAUAACCAAAUCAGUCCUAUGUAUAAAUUUUGAUGUUUAAAUUUUGGAUUAUUCUUUGUAAACUUAAUAAGCGAUAUGUACAUAAACAUCUUGUACAUUAAAAUUGUGUUGUAAUUCAGUUCAGCUUAUGUUUUAUAUAAGCUAUUUUAGUGGUCUUGUUUGUUACAUAUGGUGCAUCUAAUGUGGCACAGAACAAAGUCAAUAAAUAUUUAUAGUGCUUUGUCAGUUUAUGUAACCAUACAAAUAGAUGGAAAAAAAUAACUCUAGUCGAAUUCAAAGCAUUGUUGGACUUGAAUAAAAAAUCAUAGGUUUUA